Molecule: messenger RNA, 4808 nt
Organism: Coregonus sp. 'balchen'
Lineage: Eukaryota; Metazoa; Chordata; Actinopteri; Salmoniformes; Salmonidae
Source: the annotation of a GenBank genome assembly
GGCAGAGAAGGUGGCCAUGGGGUUAGCACCUCACUCUCUCCUGGCCCUGACUGGCCAGUUGCCCUGGCCACUGCUCCUGGCUCUGCUCGCUCCAUGGAAUGUCCUCCGAGCUGAAGAGCUGAAGCCCACUAGAUGGCCCCUGUUCUCCCAGAAGCCUUUGCUCCUCGCCUGGAAUGCCCCGACGGAGGACUGUGGCCCCCGGCACGAUGUGCAUUUCCUGCUGGAGCAGUUCCAGAUCGUAGCGUCGCCCAACGAGGGCUUCGUCAGACAGAACCUCACCAUCUUCUAUAAGGACCGGUUAGGGCUGUACCCGUAUUACAAGCGUGACCGCACCGCGGUGAACGGUGGGAUCCCUCAGGCUGCCAGCCUCACGCAGCACCACGAGAAGAUGCCCGAAGGUGUGCACAAAUACAUACGUGAACCAAACGCCAAAGGCCUCGCCGUCAUCGACUGGGAGGAGUGGCGUCCGCUGUGGAUUCGCAACUGGGACGUCAAGGACGUGUACCGGGACCAAUCCCGGCAACUAGUGGCCAAGAAAAACCCGGACUGGCCCCCGGAGCGCGUGGGAAAAGUGGCUCAGCAGGAGUUUGAGCUGUCGGCCCGGAAGUUCAUGCUGGAGACCCUGAGGCUGGCCAAGAGCCUGCGGCCCAACCAGCUGUGGGGGUUCUACCUGUUCCCAGACUGCUACAACCAUGACUACCGGAGCGGCCUGGAGAACUACACAGGUCGCUGCCCUGAUGUGGAGGUGGCCCGUAAUGACCAGCUCACCUGGCUGUGGACUGAGAGCACGGCUCUGUUCCCUUCCGUCUACAUGGGCACGGUGCUGCGCUCCACCACAUUCGGGCGGCAGUUUGUCCGGAACCGGGUGAAGGAGGGGAUGCGGCUGGCUUCGGCGGGCGACGGGCUGGCACGGCCCGUCUUCGUCUACACCCGGCCUACGUAUGCCAACGAGCUGACUCCGCUGACUGAGGUGAGGGCCGACGUUGUCUAGGUCUAAUUCUAAUUCUGUCCCUAUAGAUAUUAGUCUACUCAUCACGACCAUAACUUGUGCUGUGCAGAGACCUGAUAUCACUGUUGUUGUUAUUCCAGUAAGAAGUCAGCCAGGCACACGGUAGCUUUGAAAUUCUCAGCUGACUGUUACUAUAGCUGCUUUUCUCAGUUUAGUGAGUGUGUGUGACUGCAUGGCUGCGUUUACACAGGCAGCCAAAUUCGGAUCUUUUUUUCACUAAUUGGUCUUUUGACCAAUCAGGUCAGCUCUGAAAAAGAUUGGAUGUGGAAAGAUCUGUUGUGAUUGGUCAAAAGACCAAUUAGUGAAAAAAAAAAUCAGAAUUGGGCUGUGUAGAUGCAGCCAAUCACGUUUCAACAAGAGCAUCAGUGUGCAGUCUGUCUGAGUGAUAUCGAUAAUCACAGACAGGUUCCUUCUGGUCUUGCAACGCAGGUGUUACUCUUGAUAGAGCCUAAAAAUAUAACGAUCCAUCAUCAAAAUGCUCUUGUUUUAAAUAGGGUUGAUGAGAGGAGCCUCCCUGUGAGAUGUCACGAGCACAUACAGUGUUAAAGGCUUUAUACCCUGAUGAAGACAGCUUGGCUGUGGAAACGUUGGUUAUAAAAUGAUUGCAUCUGAGCUCCUAGAGUGAGGCUCUCCUUUUCUUUUUUUAAAGCCCAGGCUUACAUAAUAUGUCAGGGCUAAAUAUAGAACACACACAUGCGCACACUCAUGACCAAGCGUGGCAUGUCCAGGAACAGAGUCGCUUGUGUUUCCCCAGAAACCUAAAUAUGUCUUUCUGCGGCUUCUACACCAAAUAUCAUUACCCAUCGCCAACUUUCCAAUAACACACACAUGCAGUAAGCGGAUGCGCAUGCACAUUGAGCACAAAAUACUGUAUUUCUUACCCAAACUAGAGUCACAAAUGAAUUGAUAGGCUUCUAGGCUGUUAUAGUCAUUAGCUGUUAUACUGUACAUGUAAACAGAACUGAAAAAUGACUAGUAGCAGGAAUAUACACUGAGUGUACAAAAUAUUAGGAACACCUACCUAAUAUUGAGUUGCACCCCCUUUGUCCUCAGAACAGCCCCAAUUUGUCAGGGUGUGGACUCUACAAGGUGUCAAAAGCGUUCCACAGGGAUGCUGGCCCAUGUUGACUCCCAAUGUUUCCCACAGUUAUCAAGUUGGCUGGAUGUCCUUUGAGUGGUGGACCAUUGUUGAUACACACGGGAAACUGUUGAGCGUGAAAAACGCAGAAGCGUUGCAGUUCUUGACACACUCAAACCGGUGCGCCUUGCACCUACUACCAUACCUCGUUCAAAGGCACUUAAAUAUUUUGUCUUGCCCAUUCACCCUCUGAAUGGCACACAUACACAAUCCAUGUCUCAAUUGUCUCAAGGCUUAAAAAUCCUUCUUCAACCUGUCUCCUCCCCUUCAUCUACACUGAUUUUGAAUUGGAUUUAACAAGUGACAUCGUAGCUUUCACCUGGAUUCACCUGGUCAGUCUGUCAUGGAAAGAAUGUUCUUAAUGUUUUGUACACUCAGUGUAUUUACUGUAUACUUAUGGUAAUAUACUAAUGGUAAUAUAUACAUGUAAACAGGAGUAAUAGUGACCAGUAGCAGGAUACAUAGAUACUAAUGGUAAUGGCAAUCAAUAAUCAAUGAACAGCAGCCUAGUGGUAGUAAUACAUCUAAUCAAUAAUAAUAAUAUUAAUAGCAGCAGCGUAGGUGUGAGGGGGAGCAAUAGUUGUUAGCCAUUUAACAGUCUUAUGGCCUGGGGAGUCUGUUGGUCUGAGAACAGUCAAUGUCUCAGGUGGCUGGAGUCUUUGGCAAUUUUUCGGGCCUUUUGGACCACUGUGUGUGUCAGGUGAUGUUAUAGAGGUUGGUACUAGUGUGUCUAUCUGACUGGAUGAAUGAGGUGCUGUCAGGCAGCCGGGGCGUCAGUGUUUACUUUCCCACUGGACCACUCUUCACACAGACACACUGGAUGGGAGACGGACAGAGAGAGACGGAAUGUGUGUGUAGGAAUAUUCUAAAUGAAUGAACGAGACAUCAUGGUUAGUCUAUAGGCCUGUAGACACCAUGCUUAAUUGCUUAUUUGGAGUGCGUCUGAACUGACGACUCCAUUAUAUCAUUUCCCUAUAUCUCUCCAUAUUGAAAGAGUGUGUUGGAGUGAAAGGAUGUGUGUGGGAGAGUGACACAUCUGGUGUCUGUAUGUGUUUAAACCAGGGUGUCUUGAGAAUAGAUAUGAUGAUGAUUCAGAAUGUCGUGUCAUAAUGGGACUGCAUCAUGGGGUUGCCUCCCAAAUGGCACCCUAUUCCUUACAUAGUGCACUACUAUUGACCAGAGCUCUAUGGGCCCUGGUCAAAAGUAGUGCACUAUGAAGUGAACAGGGUGCCAUUUGGGAGGCGGACAUGAACCGUAAAGGGCGUGGGUCAGCUCAUCUGGUCAGUGUUAAAGAAAUGAUGAAAUGUUCCUGUUCAUAGAGGGCGGAGCAUGUGUUUGAGAUCGAUUACAUUCAAUGUCAUAGUAGUCAGCCACUUCAGACUGACUGAACUACAAAUCACCUUACGCCAUGAAUGGCUACUCAUUUAUGAUUUGUAGAUCAGUCAGUCUGUGGUCGCUGGCUGCAAUGUAGUCGAUCUCAAACGUGGCCAGUAUGUUCAUAAUGCAGGACUGAAUUUGUGUGUGUGUCUGCAGACAGACCUGGUGUCCACCAUUGGGGAGAGUGUAGCCCUGGGAGCAGCUGGGGUCAUCGUCUGGGGAGACCAUACCUACGCCAGCAGCAAUGUGAGUGUCCUCCUUCAAGAGCUAUUUGAUCAUGAAUAGAUUAUCUGUAGCCUAGUUUGAGUCAUCAAUCUGGUGUUCCCCUCUGUAAUAUACCUACAGCUGCAGCAAUGUGAGUAUUCUCCCUGAAAAUACCCUAUUCCCUACAUAGUGACUCAAACUAUUUAUAAUCUAUGAAUGACCCAAUUGGGGUGGUUCCCAAAUGACACCCUAUACCCUACAUAGUGCACUACUUUUGACCACAGCCCUGUAGGGAAAUAAGGUGCCAUUUGGGACAGACCCCUAUUUGAUCAUUCAUAGAUUAUGCAUAAUGACUUUGAGUCAUCAGUCUGGGGUGUAUUCAUUAGUCACAGGAACCAAACUGAAGCCAACAGCGAAAACAGAACCAAACUGGGAGGGACCUAACUGUAUUUUUCCAAUAGAAACAUGUUUUUGUUGCAAAACGUUUUCUGUUUGGAGUCAACGAUUUCCGUUGCAAAAUGUUUUGCAACAGACAAACAUUUUGCAACGGAAUCUGACUAAUGAAUACACCCCUGAGGUUCCCCUCUGUAACAACUAUUUCCUGUCUGUCUAUCCACAAUUAAAUAUUAAUGUGUUGGUCCAUUCUGAGUCUGCACCUGUGUUUCACUCUCUCCUCCCUCCCUCCCUCAGGCCAGCUGCUCCAGUCUGAAUGAGUACCUACGGGGUCCGCUUGGACGGUACCUGCUUAACGUCUCCACGGCAGCAGAACUGUGCAGCCAGAAGCUGUGCACCUCCCAUGGCCGCUGCCUCCGCACACUCUCAGACACUGACGCCUACCUGCACCUCAGCCCCCUCACCCACAGCAUCAGCAUCCAGGGGGGCAGGCUGAAGGUGACCGGUCAGCUAGGUCAGGGGGAGCUGGCUAAGUACAGGCAACACUUCCAGUGCCAGUGCUACAGCGGGUACAAGGGCGUGGGCUGUGCCCAGAGAGAGCUGGGGAAGAGUGCUGCCACACCUGUCUGGAGAGUCUGGUCUGUACUGACCCUGUUGCUCCCUCUAGGGCUUCUCACUCUGCUCCAC